AUGCAGCCGACAGAGGAAAGCCUCAAGUCGCUCGCGCAAUGCUUCCUCCAGACGCUCGCGCCGGACCCCGAGCCGCGCAAGCAGGCGGAGAAUUUUCUCAAGACGGCGGCGGGGCAACCGGGGUUCGGCAUCACGUCGGAGCACGAUCCGCUUGGCCACGUUCCCAUCCAGGACGACGAGAAGGCGAAGAUCAAGGAGCACAUCGUGCCGCUCAUGCUCUCCGCGCCGCCCAAGAUCCAGGCGCAGAUCAGCGAGGCGCUCUCCAUUAUAAGCACGCACGACUUCCCCGCCAAGUGGGAGAACCUCCUCCCGGAGCUUGCGCUCUUUAUAAGCUCAGGCCAGCUCAUCGCAGCCAAUCAGGACAAGCCGGACACGCUCCGCGUGCUGCUCAACUGCCAGCGUCUUAUCUGCCGGAUAUUCUUUUCGCUCAACUCGCAAGAGCUGCCCGAGGUUUUCGAGGAUCACCUACAGGAAUGGAUGGGGGAGUUCCAUAAGUACCUCACUUAUGAGAACCCGCUGCUGAACGAGAAGGACCCGGAGAAGGAGGGCAUUCUGGACCAGCUCAAAGCAGCCAUCUGCGAGAACAUCAAUCUCUACAUGGAGAAGAACGAGGAGGAGUUCAAGGACUUCCUGCCCACGUUCGUGACGGACGUGUGGACGCUGCUCAUCAAGCUCCCGCAGUCGCCCGAGGGCCUGGGACCCGGGCGCGACCGGCUGGCCAUCGUGGCGAUCCGGUUCCUCACGACUGUGAGCCGCAGCGUGCACCACGCGCUGUUCAAGGACGCGGAGACGCUGCGGAAGAUCUGUGAGGGGAUCGUGCUGCCGAACUCGAGGCUGCGGGAUGAAGAUGAGGAGCUGUUUGAGAUGAACUUCGUGGAGUACAUUCGCAGGGACAUGGAGGGCAGUGACAGCGACACGAGGCGGCGAAUGGCAUGCGAGCUCGUCAAGGGUCUGUCCACGAGCUACGAGGCGGAGGUGACGCACCUCUUCUCACAGUACGUCAACUCGGAGCUCGCCCAGUACGCUGUCAACCCAGAAGCCAACUGGAAGGCCAAGGACACAGCGGUGUUCCUUGUGGUGGCGCUCGCUGUUAAACAGAAGACUGCCGCUGCUGGCGCCACGGCGACUAAUAAUCUGGUGAAUCUUGGAGAGUUUUUCUCCGGGCAGAUUCUGCCCGAGUUGCGCGCGGCGGACGUGAACGCGCAGCCGGUGCUGAAGGCGAACGCGCUGAAAUUCCUGACCACGUUUCGCGGGCAGAUUCCGAAGGAGACGUGCCUGGAGUUGAUGCCACAGCUGCUGCGGUUUGUAGGGGCGGAAUCGAAUGUCGUGCACUCGUACGCGGCUAACGCUAUAGAGAGGCUGCUUAUGACGAGGGACGGCGGGCAGCUGAGAUUCUCGGGCGCUGACGUGGCGACGUUCGCAGGAGCCGCUGCUGGGGGAGCUGUUCAAGGCGCUCAAGAUGCCCGACUCGCAGGAGAACCAGUAUCCCUCGUCGCCCUCCUCACGGCCGCCUGUCGCAACCCCGCCAACCCCUCCUUCAAUCACUACGCCUUUGAGGCCGUGGCGGCGCUCGUCAGGCGGGCGGCAGCGGAGGACGCACCUGGCCAGGUGCCUGUGUGUGAGGCGCAGGUGUUUCCUCUGCUGCAGCUCGUGCUCGACGCCGACGUGCAGGAGUUUGCACCGUACGCCUUUCAGCUCCUCGCGCUGCUCAUAGAGAGCCGCUCAGCCCCGCCCCUGCUACCACUCCCAGCGGCAUACAUGGCGCUCUUCCCCGCGCUCAUCUCCCCCAUGCUGUGGGAGCGAGCCGGCAACGUCCCCGCCCUCGUGCGCCUGCUGCAGGCGUACCUGCAAAAAGCAUCAAAGGAGAUAGUGGGGGGAGGGCAGGUGCCGCCAGUGCUGGGAGUGUUUCAGAAGCUGAUAGCGUCGAAGCACUCGGACCAUCAGGGCUUCUUCAUUCUCAACACCGUCGUGGAGCAUCUAGACCAUGCCGCCCUCGCUCCGUUUGUGCCCACCAUCUGGAACCUGCUCUUCUACCGCCUGCAGAACUCCCGCACGCCCAAGUUCGUGCGAGGGCUGCUCAUAUUCCUCGCGCUCUUCCUGGUGAAGCACGGAGUGGCGCCCGUGGUGGCGUCAGUUAACGCCGUGCAGCCGGGCCUCUUCCUGCAGAUCACCGCCGGGGUGUGGGCGCCUGGCCUGCCCUCCAUCUGUGACGCCGUGGAGACCAAGCUGUGUGCCGUGGCGGCCACUGACGUGCUCUGUGAAUGCAGCGACCUGCAGGCUGAUUCCGCCCUGCCGACCUGGGCUCGUCUCCUUGACGCCGUUCUAACCCUGCUGGUGCAGCCCAAGGAGCAGCGCGAGGCAGCACAGGCGGAGGAGCCAGACGUGCCAGACGCAGAGGAGAUCGCAUCAGGGUAUGCCGCCUCGUAUGCCCAGCUGCACCAUGCGGGGAAGACGGAGGAGGAUCCAGUUAAGGAUAAGACGAAUGAUGCGAGGCAGUAUUUGACUGCGGGGCUGGGGUCGCUGACGGCGAGGAGUCCGGGGCGGUUUGGAGCGGUGAUACAGCAGGGGGUGAGUGAUGCGAACAGGGAGGCUUUGGCGCAGUUCUGUGCCGGUUACGGGGUAACGCUUGCGUGA
Molecule: messenger RNA, 2634 nt
Organism: Closterium sp. NIES-65
Lineage: Eukaryota; Viridiplantae; Streptophyta; Zygnematophyceae; Desmidiales; Closteriaceae
Source: the annotation of a GenBank genome assembly